GACGUGUUCUGUUGCACGCUGCAUAACAAAUAUGUGUUACCAGACUUCAGCUCGUUCGUCAUGCGCUGCAAGGAUAGGGUUGCCUCGGCGACGACCGAACACAGUAAUAGCAAAAGCGCUCAACCUCGCGAAUCCUCCAUGUUUUAUGGCUAAACAAUCAACCCAGGAAACAUUACUUGGCGGCAGAGCUCAUGUUGCGUGCAGCCAUGUGCCAGGGAACUCGAGACUGUCAACAGCGCUUGCCACACGGCGCCUCUCCUUCACCUCUGGCGCGCUCAGCACCCCCGCCCUGUUAGCAGGCGUGCUGGCAGUAGGCGGAGUGGCGCUAGCAGCAGCCAGCAUGGGAGGUACGAACGGCCCCAGCAGCAACCCCAACAGAAGCAGCGGUAGCAGCGACCCACGGGUCCUGACUCGCAGCGGCAUGGACAAGUUCCGAGCGGGUGACGUGGAGGGAUCGCUGGUAGACUUUGACGCCGUCAUCCAGGUGGCCCCUCACAUGCGGCCUUACAUGUGGCAGCGCGGUCUGAGCCUCUACUACGCGGGUCGCUUCCAGGAGGCGGCGCAGCAGUUCCGAGAGGACGUGGCGGUCAACCCGAACGAUACGGAGGAAUCCAUUUGGGCUUUCCUUGCCGAGGCACAGCUGUGGGGCCCGGAGCGGGCGCGUGGGCAGAUGCUGCAGGUGGGUCGAGAUCCACGGCCGGUGAUGCGAGCUGCGUACGACUGCUUCCAGAGCGGAGAGCAACCCGACAAGAUAAUGGCCCAAGCAACUGACAACGGCGGCCACGCCACCUUUUACGGCCUCUUGUACGUGGGUCUAUGGCACGAGUCGCACGGGAACGCGGAGGAGGCGAAAAGGGCCAUAACCGCUGCCGUACAAACCCCGUACGCUCGGCUCUCCGGGGACUACAUGGCCGGCCUGGCCAGGGUACAUUGCGGGCGCCGGGGUUGGGCGGCGGAGUGAAGGGCUGCGGCUGGUGUUGAAACAUGGGGGGUCAGAGAUAGCCCAAAACCACAGGAGGGGGCUGCAGGAUGGGGUUGCCAGUAAGGGCCAAUUAAGGCCAAACGGAGAGGUGUUUUGCUCUUCGGCUGGACAGGGGUUGCCUGGCUCAAGGAAUGAAGGCUAUCGUCCUCAGUAGGACAUUGAGACGCGCGAGCAGUGGGGCGAACGGUUAAGCGCUGGUUGUACGAUAUGUUUAAGUAUAGACGUGUUGUGCUACGGCUGCUUACUGUCCCAGUAGGUGAUGAAGACAAUGACGCAACGGUUACGGUACGGCACUUGUUCCAGCCCGUAUGCAGCUGCGGUCACAACUAACCCUCUGCUGCUGCGUGACAACGGGCCUAGAAACUACCUGGAGGCAUGGGUUGACUGCCCUACUUGCACGUCUUUGUUCAUUUCCAAACACCUCGAGUAAGGUCUAGCGUGAAAAGCAAGACUUGGUCAACGGUCUGGACCUGUCAGCGGAGUCUUAUUACCUGACAAACUACUGCCUUGGGGUUUCCGCCGUCGAUCACAAGAGCACGUGGGGUGCUUCGCGCACGUAUUGCAGGGUUUACCGGGAGUGCACUGACGGACGUGGGGUGGGGCCUAUGCC
This is a messenger RNA of Astrephomene gubernaculifera, 1592 nucleotides long. The record is from the annotation of a GenBank genome assembly. Lineage: Eukaryota; Viridiplantae; Chlorophyta; Chlorophyceae; Chlamydomonadales; Astrephomenaceae.